Messenger RNA from Rotaria sp. Silwood2, 783 nucleotides. Lineage: Eukaryota; Metazoa; Rotifera; Eurotatoria; Philodinida; Philodinidae. The record is from the annotation of a GenBank genome assembly.
AUGGCAAGUAGUUUGAACAAAGGUCAUCCUUGGUUUGAGACUCAUCAUUCCCGUCCAGCAGCAAAAUAUCAAGUAUUUAUAUUUCCAGCAGCUGGUAGUCCAGGUUCAUAUUAUCAUGAAUGGGGUAGAAAUUUUCCUGAAUAUGAAUUUUCUUUAAUCAUUUAUCCUGGAAGGUCAAGUAGAAUGAGUGAAAAAUUAUUAACUACAAUAAAAGAAUAUAUUGUUGAAUUGAAUAAAGGACUUUUACCCUAUAUAAAUAAACCAUGCAUUUUUAUUGGACAUAGUGUUGGAACUGCGAUUAAUUUUGCACUAGCUAGCCAUAUGAUUGAAACAAAAAAUAAAGGAAAUUUAAUUAAAUUAUUAGUUGAAAUGGGAAGAGGACCACCUCAUUUACAAGAUCCUGAUAAAUCUUUUGUUCAUAUGACGGAUGCUGAAAUUGUUAAAGAUUUAAAGAAAAUGGCAGAUUCCAAAACACGAGAAAUUUAUGAUUUUCCACCUUUUGUUGAAAUGUUACUACCUAUAUUAAAAGCCGAUGCGCAAAUUGGUGACGAACUAUUACCUUCAACUCUAUUAGAUAUUCCAAUUAUUGUUUACGGCGGAGAACAAGAAGAAAAUGUUAAAGAACCAUUUUUAAAUAGAUGGAAAGAAUUGACUACAAUACAAGAUUUAUUUCGCGUUCGAAUGUUUCGUGGGCAUCAUAAUUUUCAAUCAGAAUGUCAAGAUGAAGUAUUACAAUGUCUUAAAGAAGAUUUCAAUAAUAUUAUCAAUAAUUCAAAAACUUAA